AAAAUUUCUACCGCUUCUCUCGUUAUUUGCUCGGUUAAUACAUUUUUUAUAAUUGUAUCAAUUAAAUUGUAAAAAUAUUGAUAAUGUUAAUCUUUUGUUUUUUAUAACUACUGUGUUUUAGCUCUGGAGUUAUUAAUUCAUUUAUGAUUAAGCAACAUUAUCUCUUUUCCUUGUUGAAACUGUAACAUAAUAUUAAAGUGGGUUAACACGUUGAUUGUCAUGUGACCGUCGGCAGUCAUUUGUAAUUCUCAAAUUUUAUAAUUUUGUGACUGCGGCGCUCAUAGUUUAUCAUUACUACCAUGCCACAUGAGCGCCGCCUUCAAUAAUAUAUUUAAAAGAUUGCAAUGGCAUAGUGGAAAUCAUUACAAUUUGUUUGAUGAAUUCAAAUACAACAGUGUAUACAAAUUUGGAAUACAUAUGAAAACUUUGCUUGGCAUGUUGAUAAUACAUAUAGUUUGAACGCCGGUAGUAACAUGGCAGUCAAUGUGUUCAAAAUUGCACACAAAAAUGAAUGUUAACACGCUCACAGACCUUUGUGAGAUCAUGCAUGGCCUGGGCGAAAGAAUGCCACGUAGAGAUACAGUUGAGAUAAUCCACUCGGUAAUAAUAAAACAAAUGAUUUUGUUGAUUUACCAAAUUCAAAAAGCUGCAAAUCUACUUAAUCACCAGAAUAUAUCAAUCAAACAUGUACUAUAUGUUUUGAAAAAUCAUAAGGUCACCCUUAUUCGAAUUCUAUCAUACUAUUGGUUAAAAGAUAAUAUCCUACAACUCAAUAAAUUAAGUGAUACUGAUGAAAAAAAGGGAAAAAAUAAGAAAUCUAAACUAGAGUUGAUUGAUAAAGAUAUUAUUGAAAAUAUUACAAAUUUAGAAGAUGUAUCUAUACAAAUAGACGAUCCUGCUACUGCCUUGGCUAAAAUUGAUUUCACAACAAAAGACUUAUCACCUGACAACACCAAAGUCAAAAGUGUUUUUAAGAAACUUAGAAAUGCAAUUGUGGAUUUGAAAUUACAAAUAAAUAUAACUGAAGAAGAAGUAAGAAAAUCUAACGAAAUACGUCUGAUUAGAGCUAAUGAUGUAUCAAUUAUACUAACAGCUAAUGCAUAUGAAGGUUUUGAGGUAUGCAGAAGAAAAAAUUUUCAUAAAAACAAAAUAGGUGAACGGCUAUUGUUACAAGUACACAAAGCUCUCCCAUGGGAUAUUACAUACAAUAAUCAAGUUAAAGAAGUUCUUCUCUUCUUAGCUAAAGAAACGAUAAGUUGUGUUAUUGAUCGUGUGUUUGAAAAUAGAAAAUGUACAGACAGCUGCGAUGAAAAUAAUUCAACAAUAAUUAAGAAAAAAAAAUACGGAUCUAUACUUGUUGAUGAAAUAACAUCUGUUAUAAAAUCUACAUGGAAAACUCCUUUUGAAGAAAUCCGUUACCCAUAUGAUGAAGAAGAUGCGUUUUUUAACAAUCAAUUGAUUUUUGAAUUAUAAACAUCAUAUAUAUUAUAAGUAAAUAUAAUUAAAUAAUAGUAUGUUUCGGAAUAUAGCUUGUUCAGUUUGUAAAAGAUGAUAGGUAUUUUAAAAAGAAAUUUCUAUUUUUUUAUUAAAAUUGUUUUGAAUUUUUAUCUACAAUAUUUGUUAUAUUGACAAUAAUAAUAAUUUGUACACGACUAAUCGUGAGAUAUAAUAUUAAAAACUAAUAGGUGUUUUUGUGAUAUAAAUUUACCAUGCUUUAAAAUCAGUUUUUGGUUAUUACAAUUUGCAUGAUAAAUAUUAAUUGUAUUAAUAUUUUUGACAUCUAAUUUUGUAUUUAUACAUUAUUAAUUAAUCAUAUAAUUGUAUAGAUUACAAAUUAACUAAUUAACUUAAAUUAAAGUUAUUAAGUAUACAAAAAUUCAUAUUUCAUGUUAUAGAUGAAAACUGCUUAUUGGCUCUAUUAACAAAAAAAGAUAAAUAUUUUUAGUCCUGAAGUUUGGUACUGCAUUUAAACCAUUCAUAUUAUUUAGCAGAUAGGUAUAUAUUUGUAUUUUAAAUAAAAAAAAUAGUAG
Metopolophium dirhodum (rose-grain aphid) is the source of this 2030-nucleotide messenger RNA. RefSeq lists its product as uncharacterized. Bases 484 to 1473 code for a protein of 329 amino acids. Gene Ontology annotation, molecular function: transcription coactivator activity. The transcript has 8 exons. The record is from RefSeq and is a predicted model, not a curated record. Gene Ontology annotation, biological process: transcription by RNA polymerase II. NCBI's taxonomy places the organism in Eukaryota, Metazoa, Arthropoda, Insecta, Hemiptera, Aphididae.